This is a messenger RNA of Symbiodinium sp. CCMP2592, 2907 nucleotides long. NCBI's taxonomy places the organism in Eukaryota, Dinophyceae, Suessiales, Symbiodiniaceae. The record is from the annotation of a GenBank genome assembly.
AUGCUAAAAAGCCGACCGCAAAGUGAUGAACAUGAGUGGAGCGGAAGCUGGGAGUGGACGUGGGGUGACUGGGCCGAGCAAGCUUGGCGCGCUGACCCUUGGUCAGUCUUUCUCGACUCCGAAAGACCUGGCUGGAGGAACCGGAGGUACGCCAACUGGACGGAUGCAAGUGACACCAGCAGCCAAUGGAGCGGCGAGAGCCCAGACGAUGACCGGGUGCCCUUGCCCAGACUGCUGGCGCGCCGGGAGAACAGUCCGCCCCCGGACGUGCUGCUCCUUCCGGCGAUCAUCCGCAAGACCUACAGCGAGCCCUUCGGCUCGAUUCGCGAGCAGCACCGGGCCCGGGACAAUCACAUGGCCCUGCGCAACUCCGAGGUGAUCUUGAUAGUGAGUGUCUCGGGCAAGUCAGGGAUCGACGGCGACAUCCAGGUUCGUGUGUCCGAGCGCCCCGUGACCAAUGCUGGAGAAGAACGAGAAUUCUUGAAACUUCACAAUUCGUUUCCCCCGGAGUUCAAGAUGCGGGAGAGGGCGGGCAAGAUCUUGAACCACCUCACGGUGGCGGAUGUUGCCACGGAUGGAGGUGUGGAACUGAUCAAGCGCGAGAUGGAGAAGUCCCCGAUUAUACGAUUGCUUGAGCACAAGGAGGUGGACCGCAAGCGGCAGAAGUUCAUGAAACUCUCCCGCUACCCCAAGGAAAGCUUGGAGUCGUUCAUCAAUCGGGCCUCCAUCUACCGACAUGAGAAUGAUCAGUGCCAGAACUACAAGGUCGGGACCAAGUUCUACUUAGGCCACUUGCUGGAUGCUGCGAAGCUGUCGCGGAAAGAUGAGGCCCUCAUCAAGACAGCCUCCCAAGGGCUACAUGAUGAAGGCCGUGUUGUGAAUGCGAUGCUGGAUUUGGCGGAACAGCUUGAAGGGCUUCACGGCUACCCCAUCGGCAAGGGCGAGCCGGACAUGCCGGACGAGGAUAAGUACCUCUUCCAGCGUCGUGGAGCAGAAGGCGAAGCGCCGGCCCGCCGCGAUGAAAGGUCCGGGAGGUUCCAGCCUGGGGCUAAAGUGGCUAAAGGUUCGCGCCGGCAUCGCAUGCGAAGCAAGUGGAAGCAGGUUUUCCAUACCAUCAUGGAAGACAUGGACAGCUCCGAUGAUCACGGCUCCGAGCCCGCCGUGGAGGACGAGGAGCCCGAGGAGAUCGAAGCGGUCACCGGGGAGGAUGAAUCCACCUCGGGUGAGACGGACGCCACCGCCGACAUCCCGGCGGAGGUCUUUGCCCAAGAGUACAAGGCGAAGAAGAAGGUCAAUGAGAUCAAGCAGAUGCGGCAAUAUUACCGCAAGGACCCUGAGAAGACCAAAGCGUGGAUCAAGGAGCAGCAGAAACGGGCGGCCCGAAUGCUCGAGCCUCCCAGGGUACAUGUGACGUCGGUGACUCCGGGCCCUGCUACCAACGAGCCGGAACAGUGGGACAUGCUCGAGUCUCUGGCCGCGUACAUAAAGGAAGAGCCGCUUGUGGUUUCAGGGGUUCGCGAAAGUGGUUCAGUGCAUGGCUGUUUGGUAACUAUCGACCAUACUCCUUUGGACCAUGAAAUCUUUUGCUCGAUGAGGGAACUCCACAGCAGCUUGAUUCUUGAUUUGGGAUGCAUGAAGUCGGUGGCGGGAACCAAGUGGGUGAACCAACAUAUUCAGAGGCUUCGGGGCUUGGGAAGGUGGAUGAAGGCCAUGAAGGAGAAAGAGAGUUUUCGUUUUGGUGAUGGGCAUGAACUUUGUAGUGAAUAUGCCUUCGUCUUCGAGGCCACAAUCCUGGGUGUGCGGGUGAUCCUCAAGCUUAGCGUGGUACCUGGUGAAUGCCCACCUCUCCUUUCCAAGCAGGCGUGUUCUCAGAUGGGAAUGAUCAUCGAUACUGAGUUCCAUACUGUGUCGUCUCGCAAUCUAAAGGUCCAGAAGUAUGGUUUGUCGCAGACUUUUGGUGGUCAUUAUGCCCUUCCCAUCGCCGAAUUCACUGAAGGCAUGAAGCCCAUCCACGCCCCCGACAUCCCCGAACACCUUGAGGCCAUUCCGGUGUAUGUUGCACAUCAUGAAGUACAAGUCACAGAAGACUCCCUUGGGGCCCCGCUGAGAUCCUGGACCCGCCACGAUAAGGCCAUGUGCACUACCGUAGGUCCUGGAGCCAAGGGUCCCCCGCGGCAUGCAGUCUGUCGUCGUGUGGUUUAUGAUGCAUACACCGGAGACAAGCUGAUUGAAGAGUCAGUGGGACGCUCUUUGAGCACCAAUUCGAUGAACGCUGAGCCCCCCACCGUUGCGAGCGCUGACCUCAAUGGAACUCCAUCGGAAGCCGGAGGACGAGGACUACCGGGGCUCUCAGCAGCAUCCGACUGGAGCAGGGUGGAUGUGCCAUCCGACGGCCCCGAGAGGCACUUGAGAAACUCGCUCGAAGUCGGCAACCAGCCGGGGCAAAUCCAGCGAAGGGGAGAAGAUGGCCGUGACCAAGGCCUUGGACAAGAAUCGGAAAGGUACCACCUCCCCGAGAUUUCGGAGGGCACCACACACCCCGAGAGCGAGCUCAACGGCACCACCCACGCCGAGCCGACCGACGACCUCUACUACCAUGGCGCUUUGGAGGCGGGCGACCUAGUGUUGGAGGACCUGCCCCCACGCCCCAAGGCACGUUCGUCCUCGACCACCACGGUGACGACCAAGGCCAAGGGCCAAACUCAGCGAGUGACGGCGCUGACCGACCUCCAGGCCGACUUCCCGACCCUGCCCAAUCGUUAUUCGGACGACCUGGUGAUCAACGUGGCCCUAAGCUUGACGUGCCAGCUCCUGACGUUCAAAUGGAAGCAACUGGUGUGGAUGCUAAGGAUCCGUUGGGACGUGGAGAUGGAGAUGGGCGACCGCUCCAGAAUCCCAGGUGGCUGA